CCUUAAACCUUUCUUUUUAAGUGUAUGGUUAUUGUGAGAUUUGUGGUUAGUAUUUUCCACAAAUGAAACAUUGAAAUAAUGUUACUAGUUAAGUCAUUGUUGAUUUUCGUACAUUAAAUUGUCACUAUUUUUUAUAAAGCAAUACAUUUACUCAUUUGUAUUUUUUUCCCCGCAGGCGGAUGUUCCCGUUUUUAAGUUUAAGUGUUUCUGGUCUUGACCCAGCGUGUCAAUAUAAUGUGAUUGUGGAUGUCAUUCUGGCGGAUCCGAACCACUGGAGGUUUCAGGGCGGAAAGUGGGUUCCGUGCGGAAAAGCGGACACUAAUGUCAAUGGAAACCGAGUGUACAUACACCCGGACUCUCCAAACACAGGUGCGCACUGGAUGCGUCAGGAGAUCUCUUUCGGGAAACUGAAGCUGACAAACAACAAGGGAGCUUCCAGCAACUCUACGCAGAUGAUCGUCCUCCAGUCUCUUCACAAAUAUCAGCCGAGAAUACACGUGGUCGAAAUAAACGAGAACGGAGAUGAAGAUGCUGGUCCCGAUCGAGUGCAAACCUUUAUAUUUCCUGAGACGCAAUUCAUGUCUGUCACAGCUUACCAGAACACUGAUAUAACUCAACUAAAGAUAGAUCACAAUCCAUUUGCUAAAGGAUUUCGGGACAAUUAUGAUACAAGUUACAUAAGCUGCGACACUGACCGGUUGACUCCUACACCGGGUGACACUCCUCGCUCUCACACUCUGCCUGGAUCCCGGUAUACAAUGACAAAUUCUUUAUUCCAAGACCAGUUUUUCAACAGUUACACUAAGUCCUGUUUUACAACCCUAACCCCUCACACUGGUACCACUGAUCAAGCGAUCACAUUCACUAACAGCCUCAUAACAUCGACACAAACCCAAGACAGCACCAUGGCCUCUGGGCAGCGCUGGUUUGUUCCCUCCUCAUCUGGUGAAACUGAUGUUAACGCAGAAACUCUGCUUUCUUACACUACAGUAGGGGUCAAAGGUCUUCAUAAUUCUACUGGUGCUUUGGAUUGCUACACGAGUCCAUCCGGUUGGGAUCUACUGGGUUCAUCAGAAAUCAGCAAUAAAUCCUCAGGUUUGCCUGGUUGGGACCUAGAUGCAAGCCUUGAAAGAACAACGCAACCAAAUUACUUGCAAGAAGAGCGAGAUAUUUUGGAAAUGAACAGAUCCACACUUGAAGGCAAUGACAAUGCGGAUUUGACCUGGACUGAGACUCAGUCGUCUAUUAAAUCAGUUGAUUCUAGUGACUUAAAGAUUUUAGAAGAGGUUAAACAGACUUCCUCUAUCACUUCUGUUUCACAUGAUCAGAGUGCAUUGAAAACAGACACACAGGUCUCACAACAAGGCAAUGAGAGAACUGGAGUCACAGAAUCUGACAUUUUUCAUUUGAAUAGUCAGACAUCAACCUGCAUGGACUAAAUGUGCAAAUAAAUUGUGAAUGCAGAAACAGCAUUCUUGUGAUGAUUUAUAUAUAUGUUUAUGCAUAUUUAUGUACAUAACAAUGACAAAUGCAAAAAAAUGACACUUAAGGAUGAGAGCUAACAUCUUUAAUUGUAUGAACUCUUGUGCUGUUUAUACUUUGUUGUUGUGGACAUGUUGUAAAAAUGUUAUGGGCUAUAGUAUUUGUUAAAAUCUUCAGCCCCAAUAUAACAGAUAUGGAU
Messenger RNA from Paramisgurnus dabryanus, 1681 nucleotides. RefSeq names its product T-box brain transcription factor 1a (gene tbr1a). Gene Ontology annotation, molecular function: RNA polymerase II cis-regulatory region sequence-specific DNA binding; DNA-binding transcription factor activity, RNA polymerase II-specific. Gene Ontology annotation, cellular component: nucleus; chromatin. Gene Ontology annotation, biological process: cell fate specification; commitment of neuronal cell to specific neuron type in forebrain; positive regulation of DNA-templated transcription. NCBI's taxonomy places the organism in Eukaryota, Metazoa, Chordata, Actinopteri, Cypriniformes, Cobitidae. The record is from RefSeq and is a predicted model, not a curated record.